GAUGGUCGAUGGAGUGAUGAUCCUUCCCGUGCUGAUCAUGAUGGCGUUCCCCUCCCCGAGCUGGCAAGACGAUGAACUGAAGCUAAAUAUGGUCCACUACGAAUGUGUGUGUGAAGGCAUGUCCUGUGGGAAUGGAGAUCGUUGCCAAGGCCAGCAGUGCUUCGCUUCCCUGAGCAUUAACGACGGUGCUAAGGUUUACCAGAAAGGCUGCUUCCAAGUCUACGAACAAGGGAAAAUGACGUGCAAAACGCCCCCGUCUCCUGACCAAGCUGUUGAGUGCUGCCAGGGAUAUCUGUGCAACAUGAACAUCACUGCGCAGUUGCCAUCUUCUAAAGGGCAAAGCUUUCAAGGAGAAACUGCAGGUUACAGCAUGGAAACACUAAUCAUUGUUAUACUGGCUCCCGUGAUAGUGCUGGUAGUUUUUUCUGCAGUAGCUGUGCUGAUCAUCAGGAGAAUACAGAAAAACCACAUGGAGAGGCUCAAUUCCAGAGAUGCAGAAUAUGGCACAAUCGAGGGACUCAUUGCAUCAAAUGUUGGAGACAGCACGUUGGCAGAUUUAUUGGACCAUUCCUGCACAUCUGGAAGUGGUUCUGGACUUCCUUUCUUGGUGCAAAGAACGGUGGCUCGCCAGAUCACGCUGGUGGAAUGUGUAGGAAAGGGCCGUUAUGGAGAAGUUUGGAGGGGUCAGUGGCAAGGAGAAAAUGUUGCUGUGAAGAUCUUCUCUUCUAGGGAUGAAAAAUCCUGGUUCAGGGAAACUGAAUUGUACAACACUGUAUUGCUGCGGCAUGAAAAUAUUUUAGGAUUUAUUGCAUCCGAUAUGACUUCCAGAAACUCUAGUACCCAGCUGUGGCUGAUCACGCACUACCACGAGAUGGGCUCUCUGUACGACUACCUGCAGCUCACCACGCUGGACACGGUGAGCUGCCUGCGCAUCGUGCUCUCCGUCGCCAGCGGCCUGGCGCACCUGCACAUCGAGAUCUUCGGCACGCAGGGCAAGCCCGCCAUUUCCCACCGCGACCUCAAGAGCAAGAACAUCCUCGUGAAGAAGAACGGCCAGUGCUGCAUCGCGGAUUUGGGCCUUGCAGUUAUGCACUCCCAAAGCACGAAUCAGUUGGAUGUGGGGAACAAUCCCCGUGUGGGUACCAAACGGUACAUGGCUCCGGAAGUCUUGGAUGAAACUAUCCAGGCAGACUGCUUUGACUCGUAUAAAAGGGUCGAUAUCUGGGCUUUUGGGCUCGUCCUCUGGGAAGUAGCUAGACGCAUGGUUAGCAACGGUAUUGUGGAAGACUAUAAACCACCGUUUUACGACCUGGUUCCAAACGAUCCCAGUUUUGAAGACAUGAGGAAGGUGGUCUGUGUAGAUCAGCAAAGGCCCAACAUUCCCAACAGAUGGUUCUCAGACCCUACAUUAACGUCUCUUGCCAAGCUGAUGAAAGAAUGCUGGUAUCAAAACCCAUCAGCGAGACUAACAGCCCUGCGAAUCAAAAAGACUUUGACCAAAAUUGAUAAUUCCUUAGAUAAACUGAAAGCUGACUGUUGACCUUCUUCUCGUGGUGCUCUCCUGACGGGAAGGCAUCGGUCUGGUUCGGAAGGAGUCUGGCCGGACAGUUGAUACGGUUGGUCCCCAUGUGGCUACUCACAGAGGCAGAAGUUCUUCCCGAGCCAUCCGUGUGGGACACAUCGGAACCCUAUGGACUUUGCUCAGUGACUACAACGGGCAUUUCGCAAACGGUCAAGCUAUAAAGACUCACGCUGGAUGUACUGUUGCAAAGGUAGUGGCCUGAAGGAAGACAGAGAAAUCCUAAGACAAGAUCAGGGCAUUAAAUAAUGGCUUUGAACAGCUUUUUUUCUUUUUUUUUUCUUUUUUUUUUUUUUUUAAUUCUCCUAAUCACUCCCAGGGUGAACACAUGGAAGUGGUAAAUUUUAAUCAGCAAUAUUGCCUGUGCUUCUCUUCUUUAUUGCACUAGGAAUUCUUUGCAUUCCUUACUUGCACUGUCACUGUUAAUUUUAAUGACAUGACUUGCCAAAAAUAUGAUUGGCUGUAUACUACAUUGAUCUAUGCCUGAGUAAUAGGAAUUGAAUUUGGUAAACUGAAAAUGUAACUGUCAGAUUUUAGCUGCAUUUUACAUGUGUACUGAUGUUUACAAUAAUGCUGAACAUUAGGAAUUUCUCGUUUAUACAAAACUUGCAAAUUAUUUAUUACUAGUGCACUUGCCAGUUUUUUAAACUGUAAAAUAAGUGCAUAAAGUUAAAGCUUAUUUUUAUGUGGCCUCUUUCAUGAUUUCUUACACAGAUGUUUUUGUAACACUAUAUAACCUGAAACAUAAAUUGUUUUCUGUAUUAUCAUAUUACAACUCGAUAAUCACAUUUUAAGUGCUUCACAUUUGUAGGUGUGUGGUCUGUUAACAUAUUUUCGGUUCGAAUACGGAACAUAUAUAUAGCCAUUACCCACAGGACCUUGUGUCUAGUACCUUACUGAUCUAGAAGAGGGAAGCAACGGAGGAGUUAACUGUAAUUUUAGGUCAUGAGUGCUGUGGGGAAAAAUGCAUUUUAUUUCUUCUAAGCUAUAUAAUAUGCAUUUAAACUCUGCCAGAAAAAUAACUAUUUUGUUUUAAUCUACUUUUUCUAUUUAGUAGUUAUUUGUAUAAAUUAAAUAGAAUGUUUUCAAGUCAAA
This is a messenger RNA of Tauraco erythrolophus (red-crested turaco), 2674 nucleotides long. It is a transcript of the gene ACVR1, whose product is annotated as activin A receptor type 1. Gene Ontology annotation, molecular function: ATP binding; transmembrane receptor protein serine/threonine kinase activity. The record is from RefSeq and is a predicted model, not a curated record. Lineage: Eukaryota; Metazoa; Chordata; Aves; Musophagiformes; Musophagidae. Gene Ontology annotation, cellular component: plasma membrane; BMP receptor complex. Gene Ontology annotation, biological process: heart development; cellular response to growth factor stimulus; protein phosphorylation.